Leishmania braziliensis MHOM/BR/75/M2904 is the source of this 1242-nucleotide messenger RNA. RefSeq lists its product as hypothetical. The coding region runs from base 1 to 1242 and encodes 413 amino acids. Gene Ontology annotation, biological process: mRNA export from nucleus. Gene Ontology annotation, cellular component: transcription export complex 2; nucleus; cytoplasm. The transcript has a single exon. NCBI's taxonomy places the organism in Eukaryota, Euglenozoa, Kinetoplastea, Trypanosomatida, Trypanosomatidae. The record is from RefSeq and is a predicted model, not a curated record.
AUGCAGAGACUUCAAUACGGUCCUCAGCAACAGCUGCCGCCGCCGCCGCCGCAGCAGCAGCAGGAGCGCCAGUCGGCUACUGCGGAAGCGGUCGAUGUCCCUUACAGCGAUGCGAAUAUAGCGAUGGUGCUGUCGUUAUCGCCAUUCUCAGAGUUUUGCAAGCUGCGCGACAACUGGACCGCCAAGCCGCUGAUCCGCGGCCGCUACAUCGGCAUGUGCGGCGGCGAUCCGGCGCAGCGGGAGCGGCGCGAAGACUUCGAGCACAUUACACUCACGUCCUCGCCUUCCGCAUCUACCCAUGCCUUUGGCGGUGGUGCACGCCGCCACACCGUGUGGGGGCAAGUAGAGGCAUACAGCCGCUCCGCAGCCGGCAAGACAAUAGACCCAGCGCAACAGCGGACGCCGCUGGCGCUGGAGAAGUCGAUGCACUUCCUUGUCGAGCACUACCUGCGCGUGCCGCACACACACCUCGUCUACACGGAAGCUUUCCGCAUCUGGGGCUACCUGUGGGACAGGUUUCGCGGGAUCCGCACGACAUGGGGUCCUCAGCUGCCCCCGAGCAACGUUAGCCUUCACGGCUACGUGGACAGUGAAACAGGCCGAAUGCUCCCCAUGGAAGAACUGCACUGCGAGAGCUAUCGUCGCGUGCGCUGGCUCGAGUUCACCGUCGCCGCACUGGCUGUGGGCGGGGCGUACCUCUGCUGCUCCCCCGACGGCUGCCAGCGGUUCAUGCAGGACAAGAAGCAGUUUCUCGAAUCCAUGUCGCAGUGUUUCACCGACCUGACCGUCUUCUAUCGGGCAGAGCAGCGGCACCGCAACGCCGAGCUCUUCUCUGUGCUACUGCUGCUCUACGGCCUGCAACAGGAGCUGAAGGUCGAGGACCGCUCUUCGUUUUGUCGCUUCUACACCGUCAUCGUGAACGGUGAGCCUCGCCUGUGUCCAGAGAGCGCGUCGGAGAGUGUCAACCUCGCGCAGGUGUACCGCGAGCUGGAGAAGCAGCCGUACAUGCUUGAGACCGAGCCGGUACGGGUGGUCCUGGAGCUCAUCCACUUCUGGGCAGCGCGGCAGUGGUUCCAGUUCUUUUCAUUCUGCAAGUCAGCCCGCAUGACACCGCUGCAGCGCGCCGUCGUCUUCCAGUCCUUCACCUACGGUCGCUACCGCGCUGUGCUGGAUCCCUUGUGCCAGAUCCUGAAUACGCAUAUUGCGGUAGAAAUCGGGAUCUUCUGCAUAGAGAUCGGGUAG